AUUCCCGACUACGAGUUACAUCAGUGCGUUCAAAAACAAGUACACGCCACGUACAUGCCGUGGCCCAGUUUCGCACUCGUUUACGUCACUUCGACCUAAUAAAGAACUUAUUUCGGAACACGCAUCAGAAACGUACGACUAAAAACAAUAUACAGCGAAGGAACAAAAACAAGGUAACAUCAAUAAUAAAAUACAAUGUUGUGGUGGAUAAGAGGAAAAUGCGACGAAAAGUACGUAAUGUUAAAUCCGGAGUGAGGCAUGUAGCGCGCAUGCGCCCACCACGGACAUGCGCAGUGGAAACGUCAUAUCUAUUUUAGUAGCAAGCUUUCGUGCGGGACAAGCUUACAGUGCCACGCUUUAAAAUUCAAAUACACGUUCACUCCUGUAAAAUAAAUCGUACGCUUUACAAACCACGCUUAAAUAAAUAAUAAAUAUAGUAAAUCGGCUUAUAAAAAUGGCAUUCGCGCUACAAAUUAGCAAUAAUAGCACCUAAAUGAGAUAAGCAUAAGUGUUAAAAUGCAGCAAUGCGCCAAAAGAUCGAUGUCAGUAUUCCCUGAUGCCAAAAUUUCAAAAAUAUAGUGUCAAAUAUUUAACAUGGAGCCCCUCAUAGAUAGAAACAACUUUGCCGUAAGUGCUAUGGUCACCGUGGCGAUGCAGAUCUUAUUUUUCAUGAUCGCCUCGCUGUCACAGAGCGACAAAGUUACAGAUUUCACUGGUGGUGCCAAUUUUAUCAUAAUAGCAUUAUUAACAUUCUUUCUCGGCCAAGGAGGUAGCACGUUGAAGAGCUAUGACAGCAGACAGCUUAUGGUGACAGCGUUUGUAUGUGUUUGGGGCGUGAGGCUCUCGGGAUAUCUCAUAUACAGAAUCUAUCACAUCGGCAGAGACAAACAGUUCGAGGAUCGCAAAAGUAACACUCUGAGGUUUGCCGUGUUCUAUACCUUCCAGGCGGUGUGGGUGUACGUUGUUAGUUUACCUGUCAUUAUAAUCAAUUCACCCCACCACUCAUAUCCCAAGGCGCCUAAAACAAUGACAACAUUAGACUCGGCUGGUGCGGGCGUGUUUGUGAUUGGUUUAUUAAUUGAAACUUAUGCGGACUUACAAAAAUUUGCAUUCCGCCAAGAACCAGCCAAUCAGGGCAGAUGGUGUAACGACGGCCUCUGGGGAUUGUCCAGACAUCCCAACUACUUUGGAGAAGUCGUUCUCUGGUGGGGUAUUUUUAUAAUAUCACUGAAUGUUAUCGAAGGUAUCGAAUACAUUGCUAUAUUAUCGCCUUUAUUCACAGCGGCAAUCAUAUUGUUCUUAUCUGGUAUACCUUUGCUCGAACGAUCGGCCGACGAAAAGUAUAGAGAUAACCCAGAUUAUUUAUAUUAUAAAGCGUCAACGUCACCCUUUAUACCGAUACCGCCAGCUAUUUACGUAGAGGUACCGAAAUUCCUGAAAUGCAUGUUGUGCUGCGAGUUCCCCAUUUACGAUUCCACGAGAGAUGACUUCCCCGCCCCCACCAUCGUCACCGAGACCACCAGCAUAUCGAUGGUGCAGUCUCAGACAUAGCUAACAAACGCCGCGCGCGACAGCGUUGCGGCUAAAGAAUCGAGUAAUCCAAAGAACCAGAACGACCAGAAACAAUUGUGAUACACGGCCGAGGAUAUACCUCAAAAGAAAUUGCCAAAUUCGUUGCCAUUAAAACAAAACAUUACUUUAGA
Messenger RNA from Vanessa atalanta (red admiral), 1703 nucleotides. RefSeq lists its product as uncharacterized. Bases 595 to 1551 code for a protein of 318 amino acids. Gene Ontology annotation, molecular function: oxidoreductase activity, acting on the CH-CH group of donors. The transcript has a single exon. Lineage: Eukaryota; Metazoa; Arthropoda; Insecta; Lepidoptera; Nymphalidae. The record is from RefSeq and is a predicted model, not a curated record. Gene Ontology annotation, cellular component: membrane. Gene Ontology annotation, biological process: lipid metabolic process.